AUGUCAUCAACACCUAUGGCGAUAGACUCUCCAUUAGGAGCGAAUGGUACUUCCAUGUCGAAAGCAAACGGAGUCUCAUCAGUCCCACAAACAGGCAAACUUACGGAGAUGAUCUCCUUAUACAAUCCAGUCAAGCUUUUCAAACAUCCUCCGACACCUGCAGACAAAGGGCAAACUCCCCCAAGUUACAACUUUAUUCAGUCUAUCAAUUUCAAUGAUAAUGGCAGUCAGCUUAUCACGUCAGAAACUGAUAACACUAUGCAAAUAUAUGAUGUUCUUGAGGGAAGACAUUCAAAAAUGAAUAUUAGUGCCAAGUAUGGUUGUAAUCAUGCAAUGUUUGGCCAUGCUGAACAUUGUAUAAUCCAUUCUAGUACCAAAAAAGACCACAAAAUACGUUAUCUCUCGGCUCAUGAUAAUUCCUACAUCCGUUACUUUGAAGGCCAUGAGCAAAACGUCACAUGUCUAUCCCUCCAUCCCGGCCAGGACAAUUUCAUCUCAUGCUCUGAAGACAACACUCUGAGAAUCUGGGACGCAGCUUCCAACAAUCCUUCCGGCAUCCUGAAUCUUACGGGUGUUCACCUCGUUGCAUGGGAUCCUUCCGGGAACGUCUUUGCAGCUGCUUCCCCAUUAGCUCAAACCAUUUUACUUUAUGACUUCCGCAAUUUUGACAAGGAACCGUUUGCUACUUUUGACAUAUUGCCAUAUUGUCAAGAAUUUUCCCCUCAGGCAAUUGGAAGAGGGUGGAACAAAUUGGCGUUUUCAAAUGAUGGGAAGCACUUGUUACUCGGCACGACUGGCAAUGGCCAUUUCUUAUUAGAUGCAUUUGACGGGCAUCUGAAGGCAUUCUUGAGGAGGGAUAGAGGUGGCGCCAGAAGACUAGGAGCAGGCGAUCACAACCCAGACAAUUUGGAUCCUUCAUCAAGUGAAUACCUCCACACCACUGCCGGAGAUUGCUGUUUUACUCCUGAUGGAAGAUUUGUAAUCAGUGGAUCUCGUGGAAAGAAUAUCUUGGUAUGGGAUACACUUGCGGCUACAACAAAUCGGGUCCUUAGUCCUUUGCAUGAAUUGGAUUACCCAGGCGAAACGGCCAUUGUUGCUUUUAACCCCAAGUAUAACCAUUUUGCUACAGCAGAUCAGGAAGUUCUGUUUUGGGUUCCGAACACGGAUAUGCUCUGA
Molecule: messenger RNA, 1176 nt
Organism: Botrytis fragariae
Lineage: Eukaryota; Fungi; Ascomycota; Leotiomycetes; Helotiales; Sclerotiniaceae
Product: putative wd repeat-containing protein
Exons: 3
Coding region: 1-1176 (391 amino acids)
Cellular component (GO): Set1C/COMPASS complex
Molecular function (GO): chromatin binding; protein binding
Source: RefSeq, a predicted model, not a curated record